This is a messenger RNA of Mollisia scopiformis, 1175 nucleotides long. RefSeq lists its product as uncharacterized. The record is from RefSeq and is a predicted model, not a curated record. NCBI's taxonomy places the organism in Eukaryota, Fungi, Ascomycota, Leotiomycetes, Helotiales, Mollisiaceae. Bases 142 to 822 code for a protein of 226 amino acids. The transcript is spliced from 3 exons.
CAUCAUCAUGCACCGAAAGCUUCCAACAAGCAUGAAAAUCACGAAGCUGGAUGAAUUUAUCAGGGUUUGUCGACCCAAGCAAUAUCCACGUGCCUUCAAGCAGCAAUUGACAAUCUUUAGGAUGCCGAUGCAUUCGAGAAGAUGUCAGGCGAGAUCUUGGACGGCUUUGCUAACCUUGUUCUAAACUUCGAGGGUUUCAUAGGCUCUUUCAGUAAAUGGGCUGAGCAGAAUUCUGACAAGAUUGAUGACGAGAUCAUGGCUCUCGGAGAUGCCCUGCAACAGGUUAAGAAAGAGAUCCAAGCCCUCGAAAUUUCCAUGAUUUCUGUUGGAGUCAUCGGAGGUGUUAGCACUAUUGGUGUCACUGUCGGCUUGGCAUUUGUCAUUGGCCCAUCUGCGGCGAUUGCUGGCCUCAUUGGGGCAGCAGUAACAGGAGCGACUUUAAUAGGGCUUGGUAUCACCCUGGCUCUCAAAAACGAGGAAAAGGAUAAGUUACUGGCAAGGAUGAAGGGGCUUGGUGAAGAAAAAGACUCGAUAGUUGCCACAAAUGAACAGCUCAUGAUACUGGGCCGCGAGAGUUUCGCAGUCAUGCAGGAGCAGACUUCAAAGCUCACUUCGGUUUGGAGAUGGGUUCAGAAUGAUGCGAUCCGCAUGAGGAGUGAACUCCAGAAUCUCCAGAGAGACGCAAAUAUGCUGGCAAGACUUUUCUCUUUUUCUCGCUCUUCGCGCGUGGUCCGAGCAGGAAUUUUGCUGACCUCUGUAGGAAUAUCCUGGAGCCACAGAAAUUGUUCUGAACCAGCUCGGAGGAAUUACAGGUAUCAGUAAGUAAAUUGUAGCUGGCAUGGCCAUCAACAGAUAUUAAUCAUGUCCUAGACAAUGUCAUGGCAGUCUAUCUUCAGCGUUAUGCCGAUGGUGUCACGGCUGCAGAAGUCCCAGAACACGAUGCCUAAUCAUGGAAGCAAAGACAAUGCUGAGUCUCUGGGCUGUGUGCUUGGAUUUGAAGAAGAAGAUGGAUCUAGACGUGGACGCGGACAUACAGACUACUAGAGUGUAUGAAAGGAAAGCAACAUAUUUAACAGCUUAGAGAUAUACGUUUUCUUAUUGAAAUUCGCUCACGUCCAAGCUUCUAGUUUGCAAAUGGCAGUGACAGGUAGAUUUACGCUCAAGAACUUCCCUUC